AUGAGUUCCUUACAACGUAAAAAAUCUUUAUUUCGAUUUUUUGGUCGAAAACGACAAUCUCAUUCCGCUCGUCUUCCUGCGGAUUGCCUAUAUGACAUUUUCAAUCUUCUUAAAGAUGACAUUAAAUCUCUUCACUCUUGCAUUCUUGUUAACAGACUUUGGUGUGAAACUGCAAUUCCUUAUUUAUGGUCACAUCCUUUUAAAAGAUCUACUCCCCCUGCUCCUUCACUAAUCAGCGUUCUUGUCGCAUGUCUCUCUGAUGAUGAAAAAUCGGUUCUUGUUCAAAAUGGUAUUAAAUUAUCUUCUCAACUUAAAAGACCACCAACUUUUGAUUACGCUUCUUUUAUUCCACAUCUUAGUUUAGAAAGUCUUUACUCUAGUGUUCAAAAUUGGACUAUGCGACAAUCAGUAAAAAGGCGUAGUUCAAUAUCUUCUCAAUGUAUUUCUGGUAUCAAUACUUCUGCUCUUUCGGUAUAUUAUUCUCUAUGUCGUUUAUUAUUUGGAAAUAUAUCUACUAUCACUUCAUUAAAAUUGGAUCGACCAACUAAACUUUCUUCUCCUACUGCGGAUGAUUCUUUGGGAAUUGAUCUAUCUCUUCAAAAUAUUAAAAAUUUAACCAUCCGUUAUACUUCUGAUCACUUUUUAUUCGAUCCACUUCUUAAACAAGCUGAAAAUAUUGAAUAUUUAUCCGUGAUAAAGUCGUCAGAAGCUGGUCUUCGUAAUUUUGAAGAUUUACAAUAUUUAUCUUCUUUGAUAUUUUCUCAAUCUAAAUUACGAAGUUUCUCUCUUAUGUGUUAUGAUACCGUUAAUGGUUUUUCUCCAAGCGUUUUGACUCCUCUUGCAAGUCAAGCUGAUACUCUUGUUUCUCUUAUUCUUCACGGAAUUCCUUUCCCAGGUGACUCUUCUAUUCAUGCUUUAACUAUUUGUACAAAUCUUGAAGAAUUAGAUAUUCGUCGUUGCACUAAUGGUCCUGGUUGUCAAUUGGAUCAAAUUUUAAAUGUUGAAUUCCCUAAUCUUCGUAAAGUAAAAGUCGUGGAAUCUUCAAUUCUUUGGGGUCAUCUUAUUGCUUCUGCAAUUCAAAAAAAUCCUACAGAUUUAGAAGAGUUACAUUAUCAACCAUGGGAAGACGAGGAACAUGAUGUUUUAUCUACUUCUAUUAUACAAAGUAUUACCAAAUGGCAACCAAAAUUGAAAAAAUUUGGUAUUGCUCUUGGUGCAGAUGAAAUUCCUUCAUUGAUAGAAAUCUUAAAUGUUCCAGGAUGUAAAUUAGAAUUCCUUAGUUUAUUUUCUUUAGGUAAACAAGAAAAUGACCUUGAAAAAAUUUGGCCAGAAUUAGGAAAAAGUUUACCUACUACUUUAAAACAUCUUAAUAUAUGGAUAUUCAUUGGAGCAAGAGCGAUGAAUCUUUUCUUGAAAAAUACUAAAGCUGUUCUAGAUUCACUAUAUGUUGAUUCUUGGUUUGAAGAUUAUACACAUCCUCCUUAUAUUAAUUUACUUUCUGAUUAUCUCAAAGACCGACCCAUAGAUAUGGAUAACUUUUUCCAUCCAGUAUUACAUUAA
This is a messenger RNA of Dentiscutata heterogama, 1560 nucleotides long. The record is from the annotation of a GenBank genome assembly. Lineage: Eukaryota; Fungi; Glomeromycota; Glomeromycetes; Diversisporales; Gigasporaceae.